Xenopus tropicalis (tropical clawed frog) is the source of this 2010-nucleotide messenger RNA. It is a transcript of the gene hopx, whose product is annotated as HOP homeobox. Gene Ontology annotation, cellular component: nucleus. The record is from RefSeq and is a predicted model, not a curated record. Bases 114 to 356 code for a protein of 80 amino acids. NCBI's taxonomy places the organism in Eukaryota, Metazoa, Chordata, Amphibia, Anura, Pipidae. Gene Ontology annotation, biological process: cell differentiation. The transcript has 3 exons. Gene Ontology annotation, molecular function: DNA binding.
UCUUCUGUCAGUACUGAUACAAAUGCAAUAGCUUUAACUUGUGUGUCUCUAACUAAAGCAAGUGUUGUAUGUGGGGACUGUCGGCGAUAUAUUCUGUUGUUGCUACCUGAAUAAUGAGCUCACACCAAAAAGAAAAAUGGGGAAGUGACAGCACAGGACUAACAAAUCAACAGAUAGAGGUCCUUGAGUAUAACUUCAACAAUGUCAGCAAGCAGCCUCAUAACACUUCUAUCAUGCUAAUUGCUGCCGAAACAGGACUCACAGAGGAAGAGACUAAAAAAUGGUUCAAAGAGCGGUUAGCCAAAUGGAGAGAGUCUGAAGGUCUGCCUAGGCACUGUGGAUCAGUCAUGGACUAAAUGAACUUUAUUGCCACAUGAAUUUGGUGUUAGGGGACUGGAGGAGCAGCUUUAAUUUUGAAAUCAUUUUAUUUUUAGUUACAGAUGUGAGCAUUAUGUAAAUAAAUAUCUAUUUAAGUGUGUACUCCAUCUAUAGAAACAUUGAUAAAUAUAUACCUGAAUGCUUUGUUAAAGUGAUACUGACAAAAAAAAAAAAAAAACUUUUUAAAAUAUGAAUCUACAUAAAAAGUUACUUAUAGGUCAUGUUGAUCGUUUGUUGCUGAUAGGGCUGCUUUCGUAAGUAAUUGUUACUUGAAGUUCCUGACUGAAACCUGACUGUUUUGCCAACCUGACUGUCCCUUCUCAGCCUGUCAGUUAUAGCUUCUAAUGCUAACAGACUCCUGCUGCACAAAUAUGGCAGCCCCCUUUAUAGGCGAACAUGGGGGAUCAGAUAGGGAAUGUAAAAGCAUUUGACAAAUACUUUUAUGGCAAAAUUAUAAAUAGCAUGCAAAGACAAUGUUAUGACAUGUCAGUAUCUCUUUAAUAAAUAUAUCAAUGUAAUAUAUAAACCAUGGAUUUGCAUGUGAGUAAAGGAAUUUCUAAUAAAUUAUAAAAACGGAAAUAAUCUGCCAAUAUAUAUAUAUAGUAAGAUAAAUUAUUUUUGUAUUUGAAACUAUCAACAUUGGUAUAGUAAUACAAUAAAAAAUAGUUAUAUCUCUGAGAAUCUAAGAGAAAAAAUGCCAAAUAUUAAUGCAGCAUUAAUGAUUUUAAACAUAGUUGAUCUAUUAUGAACAUGUCAUGUUUAAUGUUUUCUCUCUUUUUAAAAAAAAAAAACGAAAUAAAACGUCAUUUUUGCCGCCAAUAUAAUUCGAUCGUUUGGCCCCAGGGCCCCUUUAGUGGAACGACUUAAUUUGUCAUUUUAAAAGAGAAGGAAAGCUACUGAGGCAAUUUAUUGUCAAUAGGUUAACCACAAUAGGGCAACCAAGUACACUAUAUUUAUUCUUUAGACGGCUUUACCAUAUCGGAGUAAACAGCCCUAGACACUCACUGUUUAUUUAAGAUAGCAGCUACCAAUUUAGCUUGGUUUGACCUCUGCUACUGCAUCGAACUCUAGGCUCAGAUAACAGCAGGAAGGGGAUGGGGAGGAAGGAGAAGGGAGAAAGAGAGAGAGAAAAGAGCAAACUGUGCAGGCAGGCUGCCAGGGCACAGAGUUUGAGUUGAGAGAAGGAAGUCCUAUACUGAAGCCCAUGUGUACACAAUAGAAGCAAGGGAAUGCAGUGUUUCUUUUCACAAGAGCAGCAAUACUGUGAGUGUUUAUGGCUGUAUUUAUAUAGACAUUUCUGAUAAAGCUUACUUAGUUUUAACCUUUCUUUCUACCUUUGUAAUAAUUCUGUCUAUAUCUUUUUCUCUGACAAUUGCAAGAAUGCACGUAUGCUGAAUUCUCCUAAAACAUCAUCAAUAUAUCUGUAAAGGGCACACAUGGCAUUUUAUACAAUCAUUAGUGCUGCAUUAAUGUAUUACUUAUAAUGCUAAUGAUAUAUUAAUUAUAUAUAAUAAAUGCCUCUUAAUCAGUAUUCCUGGUGUAAGUACAACAGCUAUAGAGUGAAUAUUUCGUGCAUAAUGACUGAUGUGUGCAGUUUUAUCAGAGGUUUUAAUAAAAAUGUAAGAAAACAAA